Messenger RNA from Rubroshorea leprosula, 695 nucleotides. The record is from the annotation of a GenBank genome assembly. Lineage: Eukaryota; Viridiplantae; Streptophyta; Magnoliopsida; Malvales; Dipterocarpaceae.
AAACACAACUCAGUCAAGCAAAGAGCUAUGGCUUUCCAGUAGAAGUAGACGCGACGUGAUAUUGGUCCGGCUCAUCUUCUCCGCUUCCUCGCCGUGCCGGUGCUCGGAAGCUUUAAGGCGAGCCGAAUCAAUAUCACUCUCGUAUGCUUUUUCCUAUAUAUGUUGGUGUUGCAUCCUCUGUUAUCAUGCCAACUUCGAAGUUUCUAGGGCAAAUUAAAACUUUUUUUUUGAACAAGUGCAAUUUUUGGGGAAAUGGGGAAGGGAUUGAACUCAACACAUGGGGCUGGGGAACUACAUCUUUAACCAAACAGCUUAUAAGGACAGAUGCUUCUAAAGCAAAAGCUAGCACCUUCAUUUUCUUCUAUGUUUAAUUUCCCUUCAUAUUUAUCCAGUUCAUUUUUUUAGUAACAUUGAUGUUCAAAUCUUUCAUCCGAGUAGAUCUCAUGGAAGCUUGUUUUCUAGUAAAAAUAUGCUGCCGCUUGUCCGCAGCUGCCCCUUUUGCCCCUCUUUACUGUUGGAUGAUGCUGUGAUAGCUAGGAGUUUGGCUUCAAAGAGAGGACAUUUUUUAACUUUUCUGGCCAUUAGAGUAACGUUAAUGAUCCAGUUACAAUGCUCCUCUUAGCGAGAGAUGUGAUAUCAUAUAAGUAAACGUAUAUCAAUUCAUUUGUCUCAUAGAAUAAAAAGAAGUCCAUCAU